AUGACUACGACCCAAACAGGCACACAUGAAGACCAGUCCCCUGAAACCAUAAGGGCCGAGAUUGCUGCCAUCAUGGAUCGUGUCGCCAUGCUCGAACGAAGAGCCACAGAGUUGGAGAGCCCCGAGUCGGAUAUGACACCCAAACCAGACAGAGUCAACCUCGUCGCCAGCAGACAUUCGUUUGGGGUCGACUUGCCCCCUGAAUCCGAAGAUACGCCAUACCCAGACAGCCUUGCCACGUCCGUUACCGAAGAUUCUUGUCGAGGCGGCUCGAGCUCUUUGGAAGACAUCGCCGCCCUGAACCGCAUUCUCGCGGACGAGCCGCAACAGACACCGCCUCGAUCCAUGGCAACAGCACUCGCACGGUGUACCUUUUCUGACACGGGGAGCUUUCCAGAUUGUUGUAAAGCUCACAUUCAACGGUGGGAUCCACGACGAAAGCCUCAAGGCUUGGAGCUCAUGCUGCAAGUGUGCAAGAUCUUUUUCUCCAGCCAGAAUCCACAUUCGCAGUUUCUGGCGCAAAUGGAGUUUUACCUCAAUCGCGACACAACCUGGCACAACAACAUGGACACGCUCCAGUUUGUGGCCCUGGUCAACCUCAUCGUCGCCGAAGUCAAGAUUCUCCACGAACAUUGCGCCUCGACCGAAGAGACACCUCCAGGCUGGCAAGAGUUCCUUCGAGCAGACUAUCUCCUACAACACGUCACCUGGCUAGGACGCGGCAACCUGGCGACCAUCCAGAUCCUGCUGAUCAAGUGUACGUAUCUACAACACGCCGAGAAGCUGAACGCGGCGUACGACACCAUCGGCACCGCCGUGCGACUGUGCUAUCAGAUCAACCUGCAUGACCAGAACACGUGGCAUAACCGCACCACCUUCGACGUCACCAUGCGCCGGCGGAUCUUCUGGUCUCUGUUCUAUCUCGACCGAAGCGUCUCGUUAAUGAGCGGGGUGCCGUACCUGAUCAAGGACGUCGACGUUGUCGUCGACCUGCCGCGAUGUCUGGACGACCGCGAAUUCAGCCCCAGCUGCCCAGCACCGGCAGAGAACUCCGAGUGCUCGCCCAUCCCGUACCUCCGCAACAUGAUCGAGUGGGGGAAGCUCUCUUCGGAGAUUUGGGACAAUAUGUUUUCCAAAAAGGCACCGCGGCCCGUCAGUCAGGACUUUAUUGCGACGACCGACGCCCGGAUCAUCUCGUUGAGCACCCACUUGCCGGUCGGACUGCAGUGGAAUCCUGACGUGCUGGCCUCUUGGGACACGGAUCGCCAUCCUCUGUACCUUUUGCGCCAGCGAAUUGUGCUCCAUCUGUUCAUCAAUCACUUGCGAAUCCUCAUACGGCAGGAAGAGUUGAUCAGUCUCCAAUACAGCCAGAAGGUCGCCGAGACGUCGCUGUCCCUGGCCGCCAGCUCCGUCCAAGCCAUCCACGGCUACCACAAAUCGCCCUGGCGCCGCGGCGUCGAGCGGUACUCGUCGGUGGUGUAUCUGACCGUGGCCAUCGUCCCGCUGAUCUGCCUGAUCAUCAACAAGACCAUCGCGGUCCACAUCCGCGCCGCCGCGACCGAGUCGUUCAAGAUCGCCCUCGCCAUCCUCACCGACAUCUCCGAGGGGUUUGCCCUGGCGCGCCGCACCCUCCAGCGCCUCCGCCGCCUCAUCGACGCGGCCAACAAGGUCGUGGCCGUCGACAGCGACGACCGGAACAUGACGGAUGCAGGUGGCGACGUUGGACCCCCGGAGCUCCUACCCAGUGCCGUCGAGCCCACCACCGCGUUGAACCUCUUCGACGAGACUCUCCUACUCGGCGGCGACCCGGGCAUGGACGAGAGCUCCGACGACUUUCUUAGCGGGCUCCUAACCACCUUUGCGAGUGGAGAUAGUUUUGACUAUGCCGAUUGUAAUCUAGAUGACCACCAGUAUCGUUAG
This is a messenger RNA of Fonsecaea nubica, 1920 nucleotides long. RefSeq lists its product as hypothetical. The record is from RefSeq and is a predicted model, not a curated record. Lineage: Eukaryota; Fungi; Ascomycota; Eurotiomycetes; Chaetothyriales; Herpotrichiellaceae. Bases 1 to 1920 code for a protein of 639 amino acids. The transcript has 3 exons. Gene Ontology annotation, biological process: DNA-templated transcription. Gene Ontology annotation, molecular function: zinc ion binding; DNA binding.